AUGGCAAAUCUAAUUCUAACACCUGAAAAAGUUCAAGAAUUACUUAAUAAAUUAUCAACAACCGAAAAAGCUUUAAAAGAAGCACAAGAACAAGCUAAAUUAUUAUUAGGUUUGGCAAGAGAUUUUACUAAACUUUUGGAAGUUCCGAAAGAUCAUAAUGUUUCAAUUAAAGUUGGGAAGGAACCAAAUGUAGAAAUAUUUAAUGUACAUUCCGGUAUACUUCGUACGAGAUCAUCAUAUUUUGAUGUGGCAUUUUCAAAUAAAUGGGUUAAUAAAGAUAAGGAUAAUGUAAUAUUAUUUCAAAAGGAAAAUAUUACGCCAAAAAUAUUUCAAAUUAUAUUGAGAUAUUUAUAUGGAGGUUUUUUGGAAUUAAAUGAAAUUUCACCAGAAGAAGUUUUUGAUCUUUUAAAAGCUUGUGACGAAUUUUGUCUUGAGGAAACAAUAGAUUUUAUCCAGGACUUUCUUUUAGAGAAACAUAAAUCUUGGAUUAAAAAUAAUUUUUUUUCAAUACAUCGACUUUGUUCAGAAUUUAAAUCAUUUUCAAAAUUAGAAAAUUAUUGCACAAGAUUUAUCAAUAAUUGA
This is a messenger RNA of Diversispora eburnea, 582 nucleotides long. The record is from the annotation of a GenBank genome assembly. Lineage: Eukaryota; Fungi; Glomeromycota; Glomeromycetes; Diversisporales; Diversisporaceae.